AUGGCAAACUUCACGAAACUUGCCGACGUCUCAACUAACAAACAUGAUUCGAUUGUUUUGGUUAGAGUUUCAAAGAUGUGGGAUACGUUGGAGGCAGAUCUGGGUGAAGGUCUAAGUUUUCUUUUUGUUGACGAUCAGGGCACAAAGAUGCAUGCAUUUGUUGAACAAGGAAAUCAGAUGAAUAGAGUUCCGUUUGACGGAAGCAAGAAAGAAGAUUGCUCUAACGUCCAACACCGAAGUCACACCUGCAGCGGAUCAGAUGUUUUUAUUCCCCUUGAUAUUCUGCCUUAUGAAUAUGUCUUGGGCGACAGUUCUAAUGUUGAAAAUUCUUUUACCAGAGAUUUUCUAGGUUUUAUAUUUGAAGUGAACAUCACCAAGCUCACGGAAGAUGACUCCAUUCCUAGGAACGCACUAAACGAUGAUCCAAAAAUCACUAACUCGAUAGAUUUCACCCUCCAGGAUAACGAUGGUGCUCGAAUAAUUUGUCGUGCAAAGGGGGCCUUAGGAGCUAAAUUUCUACGAUUUUGGCUUUACUAUGGUAAAACGGAGAGCAUAGUAUGCCUCUUAACUGAUUGGCGGAUUCUUGAUAUAGAUGAUCCUGUUCAUGUCCAAAGUGAAGAAGGAAUCUCUACAUUUGAAUUCAAUCCUAUUGGUUUAGAUGAGGUUGAUUAUUUCACGGAAAUAAUGUGCUCUUCUGAUCCAGACAGUGAAGAAGAAGAAGAUGAAGAAAUGGAAUUUGAUUACUUCAACGGUUGUAAAAGCGAGAAUAAAAAGUGA
Messenger RNA from Microthlaspi erraticum, 777 nucleotides. The record is from the annotation of a GenBank genome assembly. Lineage: Eukaryota; Viridiplantae; Streptophyta; Magnoliopsida; Brassicales; Brassicaceae.